AUCACUUGUAAAGUCUUGGUCUUCUUAUCUUACUUUAAAAUAGUAGUCUAUAUCUUCUUAGUCUCUACAAUUCAAGAAAGAUCAGAAAAUGCGUUUUACUAUAUGAUAUAAAUUUAUCUAUUGUAUGUAGAUGGCUUAUACUGAAGUCACAUCUUUAAUGCAAACAUUACAAAGUCUCAUCCAACUUCAUCCAUGUCCAAUAAAACCAAAAGGAAGAAAGAAAAUUGAAUGUUUACUACAAAAGGUUAGUUUAUUACAAGGCUUUUUUGAUGGCAAUGGAAAAGAUAAUGUGGCUAUUAAGUAUUUAGAAGGUAUUAUUAGAGAUGUUUCAUGUAAAGCAGAAGAUUUAGUUGAAGAAAUUAUGUUUGAGUAUUCAUCUAGUUCAAGUUUAAAGAAGGUUGGAUUUAAGUUUCUUGGUAAUAAUAGAAAGAUUAACCUUAUUGAAGCUGCAAUUAGUAGAGUUUAUGAUGAUAUUUCUGCUACUAAAGUAGGUUCAACACCAGGUUCAUCUUGUUAUAGGGGUUCACAUGAUGAUAUCGAACAACCUUUGAGUUCGAAAAAGGAUGUUGUAGUUGGUUUAGAUGAUGAUUUUUUAAGUAUUGCAGAUAAACUAACAGGAUAUCCUAGUAAGUUAGAUGUUGUGGUGAUUAUCGGUAUGGGGGGUAUUGGUAAAACUACUCUUGCUAAGAGAAUUUAUCAUGAUAAGUUGAUAGAGUAUCACUUUUAUGUUCGUGGAUGGAUAACUAUAUCGCAGAGAUAUAAGUUGAGGAAUUUGUUGUUGGAUCUUCUGGAUUGUACCUCUCAGGUUCCGGCUUUUAGACUUGACGAAAUGGAGAAUGAAGAGUUGGCUGAACAGUUGUAUAAAAGCUUGAAAGGAAGGAGGUAUUUGAUCGUCAUGGAUGAUGUUUGGAAUGCUGAGGCGUGGAAUGAUGUUAGAAGAUGUUUUCCAAAUGACAACAAUGGAAGUAGAGUAAUGGUGACUAGUCGAAUCUUGAAAGUUGCGCGGUUUAUCAGCCCCCUUAACGCUCCUCAUGUAAUGCGUUUCUUGACUGUCGAUGAAAGUUGGAAGCUGUUGCAAGAGAAGCUUUGUGGAUUAGAUUCACGCUUGUGCUGUGAUGACGAAAUGGGAUGGAUUGGAAAGCAAAUCGCAGAAAAAUGCAAGGGAUUACCAUUAGCGAUUGUUAUGGUAGCAGGAAUUCUUUCUAAAGUAAGCGCGACAGCAAGUAGAUGGAGAUAUGUUGCGAAAAGUAUUCACUCUUCGUUUGUAAAACAGGAGUACUCGCGGCAAUGCUUGGAUAUACUAGCAUUGAGUUACAAGCAUUUGCCUCAUCAUUUGAAAGCUUGUUUUCUUUACAUGGGCGCUUUCCCUGAAGAUGUUGAGAUCCCGGUGUGGAGGCUCAUCAGGUUAUGGACUGCUGAAGGUUUUAUUAAGUUGGAAUCGCCGAAGACUUUGGAAUGGAUAGCACGAGAAUAUUUGCAGGAUCUCAUCGACAGAAGCCUAAUUUUAGUCGGCAAGAGAUCCUUUGGUAGAAUCAAAACAUGUAGCAUUCAUGAUGUGUUGCGAAACUUUUGCCUAGAAGAAGCUCAACGCGAAAAACUUUUGCAUGUUGUGAGAAGGUUCGAACCACAUCUUCCUCCAGGCGUUCACAGGCGCCUACAUUUCCAUUCGGACAUUUUUGCCUACUCCUCCUACACGUAUUCUAAUCCAUACCUUAGAUCUUUCUUGUCGUCAAAAGCAUGCUCGGUUUUAGAGGAUUCCUACUUCGUUUGUAUGGGCUUCAAAUUGCUUCGCGUGUUGGAUGUAGUUAACUAUUCCUUUUAUAGUUUCCCCAUUCAGGUCGUAAAACUAGUUAACUUGAGGUACCUUGCACUCACCGUCAAUUCUGAGCUUCCUAGAUCGAUAUCCAAGCUCAAGAAUCUACAAACUUUAAUCAUCUAUUGGGCGACCAAGGAGACGCGCACUCUUCCAUUGGAAAUUCUGAAGAUGCCUAUACUAAGGCACAUCCAUGUGAAAGGAGAUGUUUUGUUAUUUGAACUCCUCAUCGGCGAUCAAUCUAAAAAGAGCUUUCAAGUCUCGAAGAAUCUUCAAACACUUUGCACUAUAACUAUUAGCACAAUCACCUUAUCCCAUGGACUCGUUGCUGCAUUACCUAACCUAAAGACAUUGGCAUCCAAUCUAGUAACCUGUCGAAACCAUGAUCCAUUCGAUGCGGAUUGGCUUGGCAGUUGUCUCAACAACCUAGUGCAGAUGCACUCACUUGAAACUCUGAAGUUGCUGUUCAACUUGUCAAUGAAAAAUCCUCGUCCGCGUAACUCUAUCCAACUCUGGAAUGCAUUCCCUCCGAAUCUCAAGAAGUUGACUUUGAGCCGCAGCCUUCUGCUAUGGGAAGAUGCUAAAGUUCUCGCGAAGCUACCAAAUCUUGAAGUUCUCAAACUGAGAGAUUUUUCGUUUCAAGGUCCAGAAUGGGAAACCGACGAAGAGGGGUUUCAUCAACUCAAAUAUCUGUUGGUUGAGAGCAGAGAUUUGGUUCUCUGGAAGCAAGCCAGUACAGGUGGUUAUCCAUUUCCAGCACUUCAACAUUUAGUCUUGAGGUUUUGCUACAAGCUAAAAGAAAUCCCUUGUGAAAUCGGAGAUAUCCCAACGUUGCAAGUCAUCGAGUUGCAUUCUUGUAGCCCUUACGCCUCGAAGCUUGCUAGAAUGAUUCAAGAAGAGCAAAUUGAACUGGGCAACAGUUGCCUUGAAGUUUUCAUUCAUCCAGCUAGAUAGGUAUGAGCGACUUUAGUCGUAUGGUGCAACCGCAGUAUUUACACAGAUUCAGCGUAUGGCAUGCAGGAUCAAAGGGAUCAUACUAAGGCGUGGAAAAGACUAAAUAUCUUCUAUGUGAGGUUCAUCGACUGUCUUUGAGAAAAUGAAUAUGCUCGAGCAGCAACAACACGCCCAGUGUAGUCCCACAAGUGUGAUCGAUCUGUGGAGGGUGGUGUAUCUGCAGCCUUAUCCCUAUCUCGUGCAGGUAGAGUGACUGUUUCAGAAGGACCCUCGACUCAAGGAAUAUGGUCUAGUGGCUCACUGAAAUAAUUUUCUUAUGACUCAAACACUGGUGGUCAGUCUUAGCAUCUCAAUUACCAGGAAGAACUGAUGAUGAUAUCAAGAAUUACUGGAACACGAAGCUCAAAAAAAGAAAAAAAAAAACACAUGGGAUUACUAAUACCUUA
Capsicum annuum is the source of this 3213-nucleotide messenger RNA. RefSeq names its product putative late blight resistance protein homolog R1B-16. Bases 131 to 2767 code for a protein of 878 amino acids. The transcript has 2 exons. Gene Ontology annotation, molecular function: ADP binding. Gene Ontology annotation, biological process: defense response to other organism. NCBI's taxonomy places the organism in Eukaryota, Viridiplantae, Streptophyta, Magnoliopsida, Solanales, Solanaceae. The record is from RefSeq and is a predicted model, not a curated record.